This is a messenger RNA of Penicillium paradoxum, 246 nucleotides long. RefSeq lists its product as uncharacterized. Lineage: Eukaryota; Fungi; Ascomycota; Eurotiomycetes; Eurotiales; Aspergillaceae. Bases 1 to 246 code for a protein of 81 amino acids. The record is from RefSeq and is a predicted model, not a curated record. The transcript is spliced from 3 exons.
AUGUCACAUCUGCAAUAUUUCAACUACGACAGCUGGGGUCAGAAAGCAAAGCGAGGAUUCUAUUACAGCCAAGCCGUCCGCAUUGGCGAUCGUAUCGAAUGCGCAGGCCAAAGCAAAUUGACCAAGCUUUCGCCAGUAUGGACUUGGACCCGAAGCAUGCUGGAGGAAAAGACAGGGAGCAGAAAACUCAUGCCUAAGAUCAAUGACAAGACCAUGGAGGCGGUGGUUCGGAACUCCACAAAGUGA